AUGAUCAGAUGGGCUGCUGGAGGAAGUAAGGCCGCCUCCGCCUCGUCCUGCUCCGGAGCCGGGCUAGGGGCUCCGUGUGGUCGCGGGACUGGCCCUAGACCGAGGUUAUCUUCAACGCUGCUCCCCGCCCUGUCUCUGCCUUUCCUGGUGGCGGUGCUCCUUUUGUCCUUCUCCCUGCCCGGAGCAGCAUGCCACCAGCUCCGCAGAGACAGAGUGAGACCCGCCAGCCCACGGACUCUCAGGAUUCCACUCAACGUUUCUGAGGCAGACGUCUCCUCCAGGACGAGGGCCACCGGUGGCCCCCCGGGUCGGACAGGGGGGCCGCAGGGUAGGCACGUGCGCAGCUACAACCACCUCCAAGGGGACAUGCGGAGGAGGAAGCUGUUCUCCUUCCAGAAGUUUUUCCUGAGGAUCGACAAAAACGGAAAGGUCAACGGAACUAAGAGCAAGGAGGACCCGCUCAGUAUUCUGGAAAUCACAUCGGUGGACGUCGGAGUGGUGGCCAUCAAAGGGCUGAACAGUAACUACUAUCUGGCUAUCAGUAGGAGAGGAGAGCUGUACGGAGCGAGGGAGUUCGGCGUCGACUGCACCCUGAAGGAGCGCAUCGAGGAGAACGGCUACAACACGUACGCGUCGGCCAAGUGGAGGAACAAGAAGAGGCAGAUGUUCGUGGGCCUGAACGUCCACGGGAAGCCGCUGAGGGGGAAGAAGACGCGCAGGAAGAACACGGCCACCCACUUCCUCCCGAUUAUGCCGUGA
Molecule: messenger RNA, 759 nt
Organism: Pungitius pungitius (ninespine stickleback)
Lineage: Eukaryota; Metazoa; Chordata; Actinopteri; Perciformes; Gasterosteidae
Product: fibroblast growth factor 10-like
Exons: 3
Coding region: 1-759 (252 amino acids)
Biological process (GO): positive regulation of epithelial cell migration; positive chemotaxis; secretion by lung epithelial cell involved in lung growth
Cellular component (GO): cytoplasm
Molecular function (GO): growth factor activity; chemoattractant activity; type 2 fibroblast growth factor receptor binding
Source: RefSeq, a predicted model, not a curated record